AUGGAUCUACCCGUGGAAGAAGUUGUUCAAGUUCAGUCAGUUUUCAAUCCGGCAUCCUACAAUCUACCACAAUUUAAGUUUGCUCAUCUGCCACCGUCUGAGGUUAGGAAAGCUUGGACUAGAUGGAUCCGGUGGUUUGAAAACGUGAUGACCGCAUCAAACAUCGAAGAUGGUAGGAGUCGCAAAGCUCAAAUGCUUGCAAUAGGAGGUAUAGAACUUCAAGAUGUAUUCUACGGUAUUCCCGGGGCUGAUGAUGUCGAUGUUGAUUACCCAAAUGUAAACCCUUACGAGAAGGCAAAACAGAAGCUGGAGGAACAUUUUUCUCCCAAACAACAUGAGAGCUUUGAACGAUUUCAGUUUUGGUCCAUGUUACCAGCCGAUGAUGAACCAAUUGAGAAAUUUCUGUUGAGAGUGCAGCAGAAAGCAGAAAAAUGUUUUUUCGGUAAAACUGAGCAACAAUGUCGGCAGAUCGCGAUUAUGGACAAGGUUAUUCAAAACUCAUCUGAAGAGCUAAAACGGAAAUUGCUUGAAAAAGAAGAUCUUACAUUCGACGUCGGGACGAAGAUCAUCAACGCAUAUCAGUCAAUAAACCAACAAGCGUCUUUGAUGAAAAUGGGAUCAAGUCAGAAGGCGGAGAUAAACCGUGUAUUCGUCAAUAAGCAAAGGGUUCCGUAUUACAAAGACUCCGGAAAGCCAGCAUACAGAGAAAGAUGUUCCCGCUGCGGUAGAAUGAAGCAUAGCGAAAAGGAGAAAUGCCCGGCCUUCGAUAAAUCUUGCCAUCUUUGUCGCAAUUUUGGUCAUUUCCAGACCAUGUGCAAAGCAAAUGUCGAGCGAACUGUAACCAAACGAAGGCACUCUCCACAUCGGUACGGUCAAGACUCUAGACAUUUCAAACGAUCCAGAACGGUACGAAACAUCGAAGCUCGUGAUGGUGACGGGGUUAAACCGGAAGAAUUUCCUGUUUACAACAUCGCUGAUGAAGACGACGAGUUUAUUAAAUGUCGUGUGGGAGGAGUCGAAAUCGAAAUGCUCAUCGAUUCGGGGUCAACGCACAAUUUAAUUGACGACACGACGUGGGAGUUGUUGAAGUUAGGGGGUGCAAAGGUCUCUUCUCAAAGAUUUGACGAUUCUAAACGAUUCCUGGCCUAUGGUAGAGUACCAUUAAAGCUCUUGACAACAUUCGAUGCUGUCCUUGAUAUUAUGGAUGGACCUGAUGUAAUGUCAAUAGAAGCUACGUUCUAUGUGAUCGAGGGUGGACAACAAUCGUUGCUUGGUAAAGUAACUGCUCGCAAUUUAGGGCUUUUGCAGGUUGGAUUACCGAGUAGUUUUGGACAAAUCGUUAACCAUGUCAAAGAAACGAAAGUGUUCCCCAAGGUUAAAGAUUUUCAGUUAGUUUUGCCCAUAGAUCGCUCCGUUGCACCUGUUAUCCAACCGCUUCGUCGGUGUCCUAUCCCCAUUCUUGGUCAGGUGAAAGCAAAGCUUGAUGAACUACUGGAAAUGGGCAUUAUCGAACACGUAACUAAACCUACAUCCUGGGUAUCACCUUUGGUGCCAAUCUUGAAAGACAACGGCGAUCUGCGACUGUGUGUCGAUAUGAGGCGCGCGAACCAGGCUAUUCAAAGAUUGAACCAUCCUUUGCCUAUAUUCGAUGAUUUGCUAUCACGGUUCAGCGGAGCCAAGUACUUCACAACUCUAGAUAUCAAACAGGCAUUUCAUCAGGUCGAAUUAGCAGAAGAAAGUCGAGACAUCACAACGUUCAUUACAAACUGGGGCCUCUUUCGGUACACUCGACUGUUAUUUGGUGUGAACUACGCUCCAGAGUUUUUCCAGAAUCUCAUGGAAAGCAUACUGGCUGAGUGUUCUCAUACGGUAGUUUUCAUCGACGACAUAGUAAUUUGGGGAUUGACAGAACAGGAACAUGACGAUGCAGUGAAACAAACGCUAGAUGUGCUCAAAAAUCACGGCCUGUCACUCAAUGUUCACAAGUGUAAGUUCAAACAACAAGAAAUUCAGUUUCUUGGGCAUAAGCUUUCGGCAACUGGUGUACUCCCCUCCGAUGACAAAAUCAAAUCACUUUCUAGAUGUCGACCACCACGGAACAAGGAAGAGCUUCGAAGCUUCCUGGGUCUCGUCACAUAUGUUUCUCGCUUUAUUCCGAAUUUAUCAACAUCAAGUCAUCCUUUACGUGAGCUUUUGAAGAGCACUAGUAAUUUCCAGUGGUUGACAAAACAUAACGAGUGUUUUGAGAUGCUCAAGGAACGUAUCAGUAAUUUGGAGCAUCUGGGAUAUUAUGACCCGAGAGAUCAAACAAUCCUGGUGACGGAUGCAUCUGGAGUAGGACUCGGUGCAGUGUUAAUACAACUGAAGCAAAAUCAACCACGGGUCAUCAGCUAUGCGUCGCGAAGUUUGUCGCCUACAGAGCAACGAUAUCCCCCAAUAGAGAAGGAGGCACUAGGAAUUGUUUGGGGGGUUGAGCGAUUCAAAAUCUAUUUGUUGGGAAUAUCCUUUACGUUGGAAACGGAUCAUCGACCCCUGGAGGUCUUGUUCACAUCGAAUUCACGCCCAACAGCCAGAAUUGAACGGUGGAUGCUCAGGCUUCAAGCUUUCAAAUUUAGAGUCGUUUACAGAAAGGGUUCUUCAAAUAUCGCUGAUCCUCUAUCUCGGUUGGCAUCACAUAUGACAGAUCAGUCUUGGGAUAACGAAUCAGAAGUAUACAUAAGACGGACCAUGGCAGUUACGUUUUCUGAACUGAUAAACGAAUUUGAACAGUCGGAUUAUGAUCAGGGAACCGAAUGUGCUAUACGGUCGAUCCAAGAAACAGCAGCGAUAGACAUUUCAGAGGUAGCUGAAGCUACUGAUAAUGAUAGUGAGCUUCAGGCCGUAAAACUUGCUAUCAUGACUGAAGAUUGGUCAUCUGUCAAUGUGAAACAAUACUCAGUUUUUCGCUCAGAACUGUCGUAUGCAAACAGCAUUGUCAUGCGGGGAUUGAAGUUGGUUAUCCCAAAGAACUUGAGGGAAAGAAUGUUGAUGCUUGCUCAUGAAGGGCAUCCUGGUCAUUCUUCUAUGAAAAGACGGUUGCGAGAUCGAUGUUGGUGGCCGAAUAUGGACCAAGAUGCGAUAAAAGUGUGCGAGAAAUGUGAAGGAUGUCGAUUGGUACAGGUUCCUGAUGUUCCAGAGCCGAUGCAACGUAGAUCUCUACCGGUCAAGGCGUGGGUUGAUAUUGCCAUCGAUUUCCUGGGUCCAUUACCUUCAGGAGAGUACAUUUUAGUAGUAAUCGACUAUUUCAGUCGACAUGUAGACCUGGAAAUUAUGACCACUAUCACCGCCAAAGAAACGAUCAAAAGGCUGGACAAAAUCUUUCUACUCUGGGGUAAUCCGCGUACCAUAACCCUGGAUAACGCAAAGCAGUUUGUGGCAACUGACCUCGAUGACUACUGCAGAAGAAAAGGGAUCUUUCUUAACCAUACAUCACCAUACUGGCCUCAAGCUAACGGUGAGGUAGAACGGCAAAACCGUUCUUUACUAAAGCGAUUGAAAAUCGCUAACGCGCUCUAUGGAACCUGGCGGACGGCAAUGGACCGGUACUUAGAAAUGUAUAACAACACACCUCACAGUACCACCGGCAAAGCGCCCAAUGAGCUUCUUCAAAACCGUAAACUGCGCACAAAAUUUCCAGAACUUGAUGAUCUGUCUACGGCUAUUCCUUCAGCUGACUUCGUCGACAGAGAUAGAUCACAAAAACUUUCAGGGAAGGAGCGAGAGGAUGCUAAGCGUCGAGCUAAACCUAGUGACAUCGUGGUCGGAGACGUCGUACUUAUGCUAAAUCUACAUCCUACAAAUAAGCUCUCGACCAACUUCCUUAAGGAGAAGUUCUUGGUUGCAGAGCGAAAAGGAUCGAAGGUUCGCGUUGAAUCAUUGGAAACAGGCAAGUCAUAUGACAGGAACGUUUCGCACCUCAAGAAAAUUCUUGGCUCAUCAGACGAUGUCGAAGAGGUUGAGAUGCCAACUGCAGAUCCUAUUGAAGAGGCUCCUAGGCGGUCUGAGAGAUUGCGCAAGUCAAUGCGCCGUGCGCUUUAA
Molecule: messenger RNA, 4077 nt
Organism: Sabethes cyaneus
Lineage: Eukaryota; Metazoa; Arthropoda; Insecta; Diptera; Culicidae
Exons: 2
Coding region: 1-4077 (1358 amino acids)
Biological process (GO): DNA integration; proteolysis
Molecular function (GO): aspartic-type endopeptidase activity; nucleic acid binding
Source: RefSeq, a predicted model, not a curated record